Messenger RNA from Pseudophryne corroboree (corroboree frog), 3902 nucleotides. It is a transcript of the gene ZNF219, whose product is annotated as zinc finger protein 219. Gene Ontology annotation, cellular component: nucleus. The record is from RefSeq and is a predicted model, not a curated record. The transcript has 4 exons. NCBI's taxonomy places the organism in Eukaryota, Metazoa, Chordata, Amphibia, Anura, Myobatrachidae. The coding region runs from base 496 to 2991 and encodes 831 amino acids. Gene Ontology annotation, biological process: regulation of DNA-templated transcription. Gene Ontology annotation, molecular function: DNA-binding transcription factor activity, RNA polymerase II-specific; RNA polymerase II cis-regulatory region sequence-specific DNA binding.
AUUAUGAGAAUGAGAGAGGGAUAUUACAGAGGGAAAGAAAAAAAAUCUACCCAGAGAGAGAGACAGAGCAGUGUUGACAGACAGAAAUUAAUCAAUAGGCAGACAGGAAGAGAGACAGGAGAGUGAGACAGAGGGAGUGAAAGAGAGACUGUUUAUAAAAGAGAGGGAAAAGGAGAGAAAGUGAGAGAGGCAGUCAGUAAGAGGAGAGAGAUAGAGGAGGAGAAGGGGGAGGAAGGGGGGCAUCCAUUUUUGUGGCGGGGAUUUGAGCUGCUUUUGUGUAACUCUCCCUGAGAGAUCGCAUGCUUGAUGAAAGGCCCUUAGAAAAUGCAAAUUGCAGCACGCAUGAAAAGCACAAAGAGGCAUCUCGCUGUCCCUGCCAUGGGUUUAAUUCUUCACCAACCACGUAGCGCUGACGUCGGGAGCAGAUAAUCUCUUCUCUGCCCGGGAGUGAGAAUAAUCAACACCCCUGGAGAGAUCCUUUGAGACAUCCUAGCAAUGGACUCUGUUCCACCACUUCUCACUCAAGCACUUCCUUCUUCUCAAUCGCCACCUCUUUCUAUCAUGAAUCCUUCAACACCUCCACAAUCCAUUUCUCAGCAACUCAAUAUAUCCCCAGCACCACCUCAACCUGUUUCCCCUCCAACCACACCUUCUCCUAUUCACAUCUCACCAUCUCCUGCUUCUCUUUCACCCUCUCCUACUGCUCUCAUGUCUCAUGUCACUAUUCUUCCUCUCAACUCUCAAAUGUCACCUUCAAAAUCUUCACCUUUACCACGUAUCAGUCCUGCUGCAACUUCCCUCCCUCUCACUUCUCCUCCAGUUUCCCCUUCACCUGUCUCUCUCUGUCCCCCAUCUGAGAGUCUUUCUCCGCAAAGGAUAACUUUCUGCCCUCCUCCAGUGGCUCUAAGUCCACCUUCCAUUUCCCUAUCUCCCCCUCCACAGUCUGUAUCUCCUCCAAUUUCUCCUUCUCCAUCACCAGUUUCUCUGUGUCCUCUUGCAGACUCUUCUGAACCUUCUACACCUCCAAUCUCCCCUUAUAUUUCAAUGAUUCCUUUGUCCCCACAAAAUCCUGACGCAUGUCAAGUAUAUUCAUUAGCUCCAACUUCUCCUUCUCCAUCUCCUCCUCCAUCUUCUCUCUCGCCAUCUCAGGCAUCACCCUCCCCCCCUCCUCCUUCUCCUCCUACCUCAUCUUCCCUCCUUGGCCUUUCUUUUGCUGAUGAAGAACUGGAUCUUCAACGUCAUUCCAAUGGUUUUUCUGAUGGUUCAAGCUCCAAGUCCCGUCAAUUUCCAUGCACAAUAUGUGGGAAGCAAUUCCGUUUUAUAAGCAUUCUGGCACUCCAUGCAAGUACCCACAGGGUACGUGGGACUCUAACCCCAGGUCGUGGAGGGCUUAAAACCCCCUUUGACUCAAACUCCCAAAGGCCUAUGAUUCUGGGACAUCAGCAUCAAAAAGAACCCCUUUCCUCUGCAAUUCAAAAUUCAGCACCAGAAGACAUUGAAGAACCAGUUCCUGUUUUGUCUAUUCCUGCUCCACUUCCCACACUUCGCCACCCUUGUCCUUUCUGCAAAGGUAAAUUUCGGAAGGCAGCUGAGUUGGAGCGUCACCUCCGAAUACUUCACCGGCCUUAUAAGUGUCACCUUUGUGACUUUGCAGCAUCUCAGGAGGGGGAGCUGAUGGGACAUGUUGAGAGGAGACAUUCAGCCCCUCAGCGACCCAAGAUUGUUCCACCUCCACCCGCCCCCGCCCCCACCCCAACUCCCGCCCUACCUCCUGCUGAGUUCAAAUGUGAGAUCUGUUCCCAGAGCUUCACCCAGUCAUGGUUCUUAAAGGGCCACAUGCGCAAACAUAAGGACUCCUUUGAUCAUCGAUGUUCAGUUUGUGGACGAUGCUUCAAGGAGUCAUGGUUUUUGAAGAACCACAUGAAGGUCCACCUUGGCAAAAUAAAAGGAGCAGCAGGGCAGGAGCCCCUUGUGCAUCAGUCCUCUCAUGCUACUACUUCAAAUUCACCAUCAUCAUCCUCCUCUUCCAGGCUUCUUGGAUAUCAAAAUUUCUAUUCAGGCCUUUUAUUGAGAUUGCCACCUCCUGGGGAUGCCACCUGCUCCCAAAUGCUCCAAGCCACGGCAAGAGCAGUGCAAAGUGGAGAUGGAGAUCAAGAUGGAGCCAGUGCAUCUUCCAGAGGACAGGCAAUGGGUGCAGCAGGCGGAGAGGGAGCCUCUUCCAAGGUUAUGCUACCCCAGGGCUCAUCUGGAAUUGUACUGAAAACAGUGGGUUUUUCAGAUAAGAAUGGAUGGAGCGUCAACUCCUCUCAGGUGGAGAGACCUCGUGGAGGAACUGGGAGAGACUGUCCCUUUUGCGCCAAAUCCUUCCGUUCUUCCCAUCACCUUAAGGUGCAUCUCCGUGUGCACACAGGAGAGCGACCUUAUAAAUGCCCUCAUUGCUCUUAUGCUGGCACUCAGUCUGGUUCUCUGAAAUACCAUCUCCAGAGGCAUCACCGCGACUCCAAACUUUCUGCUGGUGUACCCUUAAGGGGCAAGAGCAUUCAGCAAGGUGCAACCCAGCAAGAGCGACUUCUUCCUGCUGUAUCUUCUGCUUGGGGAAGUUCCUGCCCUGAUCUGCCCACUUCCUGUGAAGAUGGUACCACCCUGCCUCUUCGUCUUCACCUGAAUGAGGGUCAGGGUCCUAGUGCAUUCCCUCGCAUGACUGGCAGAGGUGGGCAGAGGAGAAGGAGCCCUUCCCAUCAACCAACUAAUGGGAGACCAGAGCAUGAGCCCUUGGAUUUGUCUCAAGGAAAUCCUUUCCACCGCUGCAUGUACUGUCCGUUUGUAACCUCUGUGGGAGAGCUGAUGAGUCUACAUUUACAAGUGCAUCAUGGAAGGAGAUCACGUAGAAAGGGAGGCUACAUAAGAGGAAGACCCCGGCCUGUGAUCAGCCCACAGUCCCAAGGCCCUAGUCUGAGAGACAGCCCAGAGCCAUGUGAAAGCACUGAGUGAACUAAUAACUAAAGGGCAGAUGGUAUGAGGAGUGCCCUGUGACUGCCCAAAAUCCAUAAUCCACAGAGAUGAGAUGUUUAGUAGUGAGAAAAUGUGAUGGGUACUAAGAGAAAAUAAGAUGGCUUGUGUUGGAUAACGAGGGGAGACAGAUAGACAAAGGGAGUGUGGCUGCAACAGCUAGGAAUGGAUAGAAUGUGGCAGAUACAGGUAGAAAAGGGUGCCGAAUGUGAUAGUUAGGGAAAAAGACAGUGAGAAAGCAAGCUGGGUUAGAGAGAUAAUUUAUGGCUUUGAAAUAGAGACAGUCAGUGACACCCUUUCCUUGGAGAGACAGUCAAUGACAGCAAUGGCAGGCAGGACAAUAGAGAUGGCAGUCAAGAGACAGCUGUUGAUGGAAUUGACUGUUUUUCAUAGGUAAUGAGAGUUAGCAAUAAAUGAGAGACUGAAAGAAAAUGAAAGAAUGGAGAAUGCGUACAGACAGAACAUUGUAUGCACUGAAGUGAAAGGGUCAGGAAGUGCACUUUUCACUAAUGUGAGCGCAUGCUUGCAGCAUAUCUGUGUUCUAAGACAAGAGAACCAGCUAGACAUAGAAUCACAGAAAGCUAGUGAUAGAAUGAGAGACACUAGAAAUAGGGUUAAAAAGGAUAAAAUAGACAUGUUAGUAAUAAUGAUUAUUUUGCCCCCAGAAAUUUCCCCUCUGGUUUUUGCUGAGACUUUAUUUUUGAUAAUAUCAUUUGGAUCGUUCAGACCCAGCCACAGGUAGACAACCCAAAAACAUGUCACCCUUCUUCCGCAUUCCCUGAUUAUUUAGAUUUCUGCUCAAAAAAAUACAUUUCCACGUUUAGAGAUUUCUAUAUUUUUUUUUAUUCUUUUCUUGUAGAAAAAUAAAUAAAUAUGAAAAAAAGAAAUAAAAA